Molecule: messenger RNA, 11627 nt
Organism: Toxotes jaculatrix (banded archerfish)
Lineage: Eukaryota; Metazoa; Chordata; Actinopteri; Toxotidae
Exons: 16
Coding region: 95-10897 (3600 amino acids)
Biological process (GO): DNA-templated transcription
Cellular component (GO): nucleus
Source: RefSeq, a predicted model, not a curated record
AGAAAAUGGAAGGUUGUGCUAGCAAGCUAGCAGAGCGAAUGUAACCCUAACUGGAAAAUUGUCGUUUAUAUUGAAGUAUUCUAUUGAUGUCACCAUGGACCCAGUGGAAAAUAACAGCGUCACAGAUGAUAAUAAUUCAGAGGAACGACAGAGCCAGACAGAAGAGUCCGAGUCUAGUGUUAGGCCAACCCUGUCACAGGUGAAGAAGUCCUGGGGCUUCAGGCGUACAACUAUUGCUAGAAGGGAGUUCAUGGAAGAAGUCGGAGACCUAACACACAGCCCUCCACUUGUACGGAGAGGUAGAAGUCGUCGAACCAACCAAACACGCCAGACCACUACAGCGACUCAAGCUGCCCAAAAAACUGCAAGCGCAACGAAGAGUGUAAUAGAUGAGCUCGAGUGGUCUUCUCCGUCCUCACCUGCGUCAGAGGAGAGCAAGCCAGCUUCAGAAGCUUCUGCAGGAGGGAGCCUUGACCCCAGCUUAUGGCAGGAUUUUGGAUCUGCCUUCCACACUGCCUUCUCACUGCUCGGCGGGAAUGAGGGCUUGUCAAUGGACAUGCCAGGUGCACUGGCAGCCCCUGACAUUGCAUUGGAAGCUGCUGAUGCCAUCGAGGCCCUUCCUCCACGGGCCAUAGAUGAAACUGAGGUGGCUGAUAAUAUGGAAUCUGCUGAUGACGUGGAAGUUUUGCCGCAGGGUGCUCCUGAAAAUGCGGCAGGGGGAGAAAUAGAUGAUGUGGUGUUGAUCUCUAGUCAAGAAGAGGACAGUGAUGAAAUGACUCUGAUACAGAUUAAGGAGAAGUUGGCAUCUAAAGCCAGGCAGGGAGACGCGAGAGGUAGAGGGGGGAAAGGCGGAAGAGGAAAGGCCAGAGGAAGGGGUAGAGGCAGAGGAAGAGGUAGGGGAAAAGGGAGAGGAAGGGGCAGAGGGAGGGGCAGGGCAGUGGAGCUUCAAUCAAGCACUGGAGAUGAGGUGGACAGUGACGAUGACGUGAUGAUUGUUAAUGGGGCUGAGCAGCAGAAGCAGUUGCAAGAGGAGAAAAAGGGAAAUGAUGCACAUAGCCCUGCUGAAAUAUCACCUUCUCACUCUGAUAUCACUCUGAGUCCUGCGCAGCAAUCAAGCUCAGACUGCAUAAUCAUAGACACUGAUUUAGAUCAUGUUACUGAUGUAACCCCUGGUCAGUAUGAUGAUGCACCGGAGGAGGAGGAGGAGGAGGAGAAGAAAGACGAUAAGGAUCUAGGAGAGUAUUCAAGCAUAUCAGAUACUGAGGGUUAUGACUCCAAUGCUCUGUACUGCAUCUGCCGACAGAAACACAAUAAAAGGUUCAUGAUCUGCUGUGACAGUUGCCAAGAGUGGUUCCAUGGUGACUGCGUUGGUAUCAGUGAAACACGGGGCUGUAAGAUGGAGAAGAAAGGGCAAGAGUAUAUCUGCCCUCCUUGCAUGGCCAAGAAGCAGCUUCAGUCUGAGCCUUACCCUCAGCCUGAGCCUGAGCCUGAGCUUAGCUUUUCUGAAUGCUUGACACUAAGUCCCUCUGGUGAAGAAGGGGAGGGGCGUGAGGAGCAGCAAGCCCACAAGGAGACUGUAAUGGAGGAGGAGGAGGAGGAGGAGAAGGAGAAGGAGGCUCCUGCACUGAGGCCAGAGCCUGAACCCAGAGCUGACAUGGAGAUGGAAAGCUCUCUUCCCCUGUGCAUUGGGCCGGGGUGCUCCAAACAAGCCCUGCCGGACUCUGUUUACUGUGGCACCGACUGCAUCCUUCAGCACGCUGCUGUCACUAUGAAGACACUCUCUGGACCUAAGGUGCCCAAGUCCAGAGGACGAGGACAGAGAAAAGUUGCCACUGCCAGACCCGCUGCAAAGGGUCAGAGGCCAGGUAGGAUGUCUAAGAGGUUAGCAGGAAAAGCAGAGGAAGAAAAUGAAGAGGAGGACAUGAAGGCAGAUGAUGGAGGAAAUAAGGAGGCUGCAUCUCCCUUAGCCUGCGACCCCAGUCUCACCGAAGUUCAGGCCACUUCCUUACCAUCAUCUAAGUUUAACACAGCGUCUAAAAGGGACAGCGAACAGGUAGAUGCUGACAGCGAGGCUGUAGCUCCUUCAACACAGUCUCCAGAGGACACCUCUACAGAUGCUCUUCCCUCCUCACAGUCUGUCACUGAGCCAGCCACACCACAAAGAGACUCUCAAGAAAAAGCAAAGGAGCCAGAAAACAGUGGUGCGUCUAAGCAACAACCUGCAGAAUCUGAUCCCUCAAUGCCACCCACCCCAGCAAAGUCUAGUCUGUCUCCAGCUGCACAAUCCCCAACCACUUCAGCACCCAGAUGUCAUGAAACUGGGGCCCUUAUUGCCACUAAGACCUCAUACAUCAUACCAAAGAAGCAGUCUGGACCUCAGCCUCCGUCCGUGUCUGCCUCAGCAUCAUGCCAGAAAUCCUCUUCAGCCCCCACGCUGCUGAAUGAAACCCGAAACCUGCUGGUGCCUCCUGCGCCCAGCGCUCCCUCCUCCAGACCCUCUCAGCCCAACAACCAGGUCAGACAGAGCAUCCAGCGCUCCCUCGUCAGCAUCCUGUUCAAAAGGGUGUCUGAUUGUGAGGAUUUGGACAUGUCUGAGAGUGAAGCUGCAAAGCUCGUUGCAAACAUUGAGAUGGAGAUGUUCGACAUAUUUCGCAACACAGACAGCAAAUACAUGAACAAGUAUAGAACUAUAAUGUUCAACCUAAAAGACCCAAGAAACAAGGGCUUGUUGUAUCGGGUUGUACGUGGAGAAAUCAGUCCCUUCAGACUGGUCAGGAUGAGUCAGAAGGAUAUGCAGGCUACCAAGGCACCAGAACCAAGUGCAAAUGAAACACCAGAGGUUAAGGAUGCAGCUGCUAAAGGAACAGGUUUGCUGCAGAAGCCUGAAGCAGUGAAGGUCGAUUUGCUCAGUUUGAAUACUGCUAGACCCGAUAGAAGAUCCAACAAAAGACCUGAUAGCACGGUUGUUUCCCUGGAACAGAAGAGAAGUCUACCUGCUCCUGCUCUCAAGACAAGAAUAAACCUGCCAAGCCAGGGCACCACUACACCAGAUGUUCUCACCUGUAUGCUUAAGGACACAACAUCAGAGCACAAAGCUCACCUCUUUGACCUGAAAUGCAAGAUAUGCACAGGCCAGAUACCAGCUGGGGAAGAGGAAGAACCUGCAAAGAAAAAACCCAAGGUUACUGAGAAAAGAGAUAAGCAUGAACCCUUAUGGAGAAAGUGUACAGGAGAUGACUCCCCUCUGCGGGAGCCACCUGAUUCACCCGACAUGGAUUCUCCAACAUCUGCCUUAAUGGAUCCCUCAUCCCGCCUUAUCAUUGACUCUCCAACACUGACCAUAGUAGAAUCCCCUGCUUCACCCAUAAUGGAUUCUCCUGCCUCUCCUAUUUUAGAGUCACCUGCUUCCCCUACAGAGUCCCCUGCAUCCCCAACUUCAGACACUCCUAAAGCUUUUACACCAAAGAGAGCAUAUGCACCAGUUGUGAUUCCAGCUGUUUCCACCGUAAGCAUCACAAGACGCGAUCCCCGCACUGCAGCAAGCAGGUUUUCGGCUUCGUGUAGUAGCACCUCUGGACCCAAUAACACUCGCCAAAACCAAUCAGCCCCUUAUGCCCCCCUUAAAGAGACUAGCUCUGCCUUGCCCUCUGCUCCAGCAUCCUCACAACCAACAACAAAAACACUACCUAAAUCUAUCUUAAUGAAGCCAUCUCCCUCAGCAGAUCCCAGACUCUAUGGCACAUCCUCAAGGACUGUGAUAUCUGAAUCACUAUCUGAUGGUGAGACUGCUCAGUUCCUGGCUAAGCAAGACAUACUGUGGAAAGGCUUCCUAAACAUGCUUACUGUAGCCAAGUUUGUCACCAAGGGAUAUCUGGUUUCAGGAUCUGCUGAAAACCUUAAAGCGGAUUUACCUGAUACAAUACAAAUUGGGGGACGAAUCAUGCCUGAAACAGUGUGGGACUAUGUUGCAAAACUAAAGACCUCAGUUACAAAGGAGUUAUGUGUGAUCCGGUUUCACCCUGCAACAGAGGAGGAAGAGGUGGCCUACGUCUCGCUGUUUUCGUAUUUCAGCAGUAGAGGUCGUUUUGGUGUUGUCGCCAACGGCAGCCGUUCUAUCAAGGAUGUAUACCUUGUCCCACUCAGCGCAAAGGAAUCAAUCCCAUCCAUACUACAACCUCUUGAAGGGCCAGGGCUUGAAAAAAACAGGCCCAAUCUUCUUUUGGGUCUGGCAAUCAUCCAGAAGACAAAACGUCCAGGAAGCUUCCCUCAGGAAAUUGAAGAGAAGAGACCCAAAGUUCAUAUGACUAAAGACCCUAUGUGGAUCCCAAAACCUCCGGUCCUCUAUGGUUCUGACAAAUUGGAAAUAUUCCAACCCUAUGAUCCAGAGACUCCUACUAGUACCACCCCUCCUGGUUCACCAUCUUGCCCUGGGUCACCGUCAGAUUCUUCGUCUUCUGGCUCAGUCACUGUACCAUCUCUUUUGACUUCCAUGAGGGUAACUCCUCCAGUUUCUACCUCAGCUGUUGUUGCUUCCACUGAGUCCACCUCCAAUAGCAUCUCUGACAAGAAUUGCACAACAUCAUCCAGUGAUAAGACACCACUGCAGACUCUCUUAAAGACUUUGUUUGGCAGUAAGCAAACAGACACCACGGUUUCUUCUGACGGAAAUUCUGCAACAACAACACUAAGUUCUAAGAAGAUCCAAAUGUUUUCUCAGGUGUCUGGAUCAAUGGUGGAUCCAAUUGUCCAACAAUAUGGGCAGAAAUCCAAAGUCAAAGAGAUAGAAGAAGAGGAAAAUGACUUUGACCGACCGUAUGACCCAGAGGAAGAGUAUGAUCCAGCCAGGGGAUAUGGAAUGGCUGCUCCACAGAAUGUAGAAAAAAUUAAGAGAGAUGGCCCUGCCUUAUCAGGCUCUGUGGACGAUGAUAUAGCCUAUGAUCCAGAGGACGAGACUAUCUUUGAAGACAUUCAAAUUGACACUGUUGUAACAAAGGCCCCUACUCCAACUCAAAAAUCAGAUUCUGUCUUGUGCCAAACACCACUUUCCACCCAGGCUGUAACACCAGCUGUGAUUACCACUCCAGUGCAAACUUCUACCCCAGCUGCAGAAACGCCAAUCCUUCCUACAGGCACUGUGGUUGUCUCAGCUGCAACACUGACUGAACAACAGCGCAUGCUUGAGGAGCUCAAUAAGCAGAUUGAAGAGCAAAAACGGCAGUUGAAGGAGCAAGAAGAGGCUCUGCGUCAACAGAGAGAAGCAGUGGGUAUGUUCAUGGCUCACUUUUCUGUUUCUGAUUCCCUGAUGUCUCCACCAUCAAAAUCUUUGCCCCUCAGUCAACUGUCAUCUCUGCAGAGUGGCAUAAUGCAAACAGAGUCAAGGCCUUCUGAAUCAACAGACAAGACUAGUAACUCUACAGAGACUGAGGACAAAUCCAAUGUCGAUUCACAAUCUAUUAAGCUUGAAGACACCACUGCCGUCCCUACUUUAAAAAAUGACACAGAUAGUGUUACAGAGCAAGAUGAAACACAGGAAAAUGUGGAUGAUAGUGACAAGCGUUCCUCUGCUGGAGAGAUUGAAGAUUCUGAUGUAGCUUAUGACCCUGAGGAUGAAUCACUUUUUAAUGAAAUUCAAGAGGAUGUAUUUCAAGGAAGCAGUACAAAGACACAUGAUUCAUCAGGGCAGAGUGGCAGCCGUAAAGACUCUGUUUCAAAUUCACACCACAGCAGAAAGCAAAGGCAGUCACCGAAGAGGCGGAGUCGUCGUGAAAGGGACAGCCACAGAAGUCCUUCAAGAAGGUCACAGCGGCGUUCUCCUUCACAUUCCCGGAGACGUCGAGAAAGGGACAGACACAGAAGAAGUGAAAGGGACAGGUCAAGGCAUAGAGCUAGAAACCAGUCUGAACGCCAGGGUCGCCACCAUAAAGACCAUACUUCACGCCGACAUUCUCGUGGCCGUAAAAGAUCCCCAUCAUCUCCUAGGAAAAAAGACUCUGUGUCCCUUUCACCAAAACAGCACAGAGGACCUUCCCCUCAAGUCCUUGAGAAAUCAAAACAUGCAAGAGAAUUUGUAGAAAGUAACACAUCAUCAUCCACCCCUAUUACUAUUAAAAAUGACCCUGACGGACAACAGUUAAAAUGUAAUCUUGCUGAGAACCCUGAUAAAGACUUUUCCUCCCAUCCACAUAAACUUCUUCACAACGUGAAGCAUGAGAUUACAGAACAACCAAAAUCCCAGGACUCUCAAAAAAAAUCAGUCAGUGUUCCUUCUACACAGGGGGAUAAACCCUCUCAACAGGAAACUCUACUUGAAAACAAAAUUGAGAGCACAGUUCCUCUAAGAGAAAUUGACCCGCCCAUUCGAGAUUCUCCUCAGAGCCCUGAUCCAGAACCACAGUUCUUGAAACCUAGCAGCAUAGAAAAAAGUGACUCUGGAACGACUGAGGAAAUCAUAGAUCCUGACACACAUACCAGUGUCUCAGUGCCAUUUGUUAAAGUUGACAUCCAAAAUCCAAAAUCAAAGUUAAAAGGGGAAAGUCCAGACUUAAAGUGUCCAGAGAUGAUGGGUCAAGGGAAAGGACAUUCACCACUAGCCAGAAGCUCAGAUUUUCAUGGCUCAGCACAUGAAAUAGACCCUGUGACAAAGCAUCCAAGGAAUCCAGGACCAGAUAUGAAAGAACCUGGACAUAGUGGACAACAAAUAGAGCUAAGAGAAACAGGAAUUAGACUCCCAGGGCCUGAUAUAAGAGGCCCUGGCAUACAAGGCAUGAGCCUCAACAUUUGGGGUCCUGGACCACACAUACGAGACCCAAAGAUGGGAUGUUCUAGGAUGCCAGGUGUGAACCCAGGAGUAAAAGGACUAGGCCUUGAUAUGAGCCACUGUGAACCAGAACAAAAACCUGUACCUGUUACACAUUCACAUAUUGGAGAUAGAGAUGAAAGCCCACAUACUGGGGGAAUGAGAUCUGCUAUGAUGGGUCGAGGUAUAAGAGAUCCGAGUCCAGAUAUAAGGAACCCAGGUACAUCUCUCAGGGACUCAAGAGGAGUACAGAUGUCUUUAAGGCAUGAUGGUAGUCCAGUCUUAGAUGAAAGGGGCCCCCAGAAAGGGGGUUUCCAACUCCCAUCAGUAACAGAUGAAAGACAGGGCCCACAGACAAAUAUUAGGGUUGAAAGGAGUGUGCAUGGCCCGAACAUGAGAGAAUCAGAAAUUAUGCCUGAACCAAGAAGGCAAGAUAUGUCAGGAGGAAGUUAUAUGGGGCCUGGUCAAGAUAUGGAUAGUAUGGUUGGCUCAGAUACAAGGUGUGAUGGAAGUGAGUCACAUGCAAGGAGUUCAAGCAGAGACAUUGGAGGAACAGGUCCAUUUAGGAGGGAUGCAGCCAUACAAGGUCCAGGGCUAGAGAGGAGAAAUGAUCAAAUAGGUCCAGAAGACAGAGGUCCCGUGCCAAACAUUACAAAUCCAGAUUGGAGAGGUCCAGGACCAGGUAAUGUUGGUGCUGAUAUGAGGGGUCAUAGGAAUCAAAAUAAAAGCCUGGGUCCACAUAUGAGGGAUCCAGAUUGGAGUGGCCCAGGAUCAGACAUAAGUGAUGAUUGGAGAGGGCCAAAUAGGAGAGGACCAGGUCCAGGUAGAGGAAGGCCAUUUAUACAAGAUGAAUUGAGGGUCCAUCAGCCUGUUUGGAGAGGUCCAGACAUGGAGAGCCAGGGGCCUGACAGGGGACCAGGUUGUUUGGAUUUCAUGGCACCGGGACCUGAAAGGGGAGGACCUGGUAUGGAGGUUCCAAUGCAUGACAGGAGUGGACCAGGAGGUCCAGAUUUCAGGAGACCAGAGCCUGAACAGAGAGGUCCAACUAUGGACAAUUUAGGCUGUGGCAUGAGAGCACCAAGGGCUGACAGAAGAGGUCUAGCUUUGGAGGGUCCUGGAACUGAUUUGAGGGGACCAGAAGGCACAGAUUUCAGGGGACCAUGGCCUGAAAGGAGAGGUCCUGAUAUGGUUGGUCCAGGGCCUGACAUGAGAGGACCAGGAGCUCAAGGUGUCUGGGGACCAGGGCCUGAAAGGAGAGGUCUAUCUAUGACUGACAGGAGAGGACCUGAAGGUCCAGAUUUGAGAGGACCAGGACCUGAAUGGAGAGGUCCUGCUCUGGAGGGUUCUGGAACUGAUCAGAGAGGACCUCCAGGUCCAGAUUUCAGGGCAUCUGGGCCUCAAAACAGAAGCUUAUCUAUGGAGGGCCCUGGACCUGGCAGAGGAGGACCUGGAGGUCCAGAUUUCAGAGGACCAGGACCUGAAAUUAGAGGUCCAGCUUUUGAGAGUGCAGGACCUGACAGAAGAGGACCAGGAGGUUCAGAUUUCAGUAGACCAGGACCUGAUAGGAGAGGUCCUGCUAUGGGUGGUCUAGGGCCUGACAGGAGAGAAUCUGGAGUUCCCAAUUUUACUGGUCCAGGACAUGAAAGGAGAGGUCCCUCUAUGGACAGUCAAGAGUCUGACAGGAGAGGACCAGGAGGGCCAGGUUUCCGGAGACCCGGCCCUGAAAGGAGAGGACCCUCUAUGGAGCAUCAGGGACCUGACAGAAGAGGACCAGGAAAUGAAAAUGCUGGUGGACUUCGUCCUGACAAGAGAGGACCAUACAUGGGGGGUCUUGGGCCUGACUUCAUGGGAUUGGGGCCUGAAAGAACUGGUCCAGGCAGGGAAGGUCCAGGGCCUCACAGUCAAGGACAGGGAGGACCACCCUUCAGGGGUCCUGGGCCUGAAAGGGGGCAUCCAAAUAUGGAGGGCCCAGGGCCUGACAGAAGAGGGCCAGGAGGUCCAAACAUGAGGGGACCAGGGCUUCAACAUGCAGGUCCAAACCUAGAGGAACCAGGGCCUGACAGGAGACAUCCAGAAGGUCCAAAUUUCAGGGGACCUGGGCCAGAAAGAAGACCUCCAGAUAUGGAAGGAACAGAAAGCAGCAGGUACUUUCCAGGAGGCCCACAGUUCAGGGGUGCUGAGGCCAAAGGGAGACCUCCAAAUAUGGAGGGACCAGAGUUUGAUUGGAGAGGGCCACACUUAAGAAGAGUGGGGCCUGAAAGAACUGCUAUUGGUGGUCAAGGGCCAAGAGGUCCAGAUUUUAGAGCAUCAGGUUGUGAAUUUAGAGGUCCAGACAUUGAAAGCAUAGGGCCUGAGAGGAGAGAAUCAGGUGGCUCAGGCUUCAGGGAGCCUGGGCCUGAAAGGAGAGGUCCAGAUAUGGAGUACCCAGGACCAAAUUGGAGAAGAUCAGGUGGACCAGACUUGAAAGGCCCAGGCAUCAGGCAGAGAGGUCCAAAUACAGAAGGUCUAAGACAUGAUAGAAGGGAUGACUGGGGAGGGGCUGACUUUGGAGGAUCAGAAUCUAUCCAAGAAAGCCAAGAUUUAGAGGGCCACGAACCUGAUAGAACAGGUGGAAACUUGAGAGGUCCAAGGCCUAUGAGGAGAAACAUUAGACCACCAGGGCCAGAUAUGAGCAGUCAAAAUCAGAGGGACAGAUGGAAAGGCACGGACACAGAAGAACAAUGGUCAGAUGGAAGAGGGCCCAAUAUGGAUUAUGUCGGAAAUGAGAGAGAAUAUUCAGGAGAUCGUUGGGAAAGACAUGGCAUCAGGAGUCCACGGCCUAUCCAAGAAGGCCCAAAUGAGCAGGGCCAAGAACAUAGUAGGCAGGGUCCUCAUAGUGAAUGGAGAGGACCUAGAGGUAGGGGGCGAAUGCCUAUACAGGAAAGACCAAAUAUACUAUUUCAAGGGCCUGCAAGGGGUUCAGGAGAUGAAUGGAGUGGUCCUGGCUGCAGGGGUCCAGGGCCUGUCCAGGAUGAUCCAGAUCUGAUGUGCCCAGGGCCAGGGCCAAGAGGAGGACCUGGAAAUGAAUGGAGGGAUCCUGAUCGAGGGGGUUGUGGGCCAAACAGAAGGGGGCUGGGUACAUUUUUUAGAGGGGAAAAAAAUCCAGAUAAUAAACAAGGCCAUGGUCCAGAUAUGGCAAAUGACUGGAGGCAGCCAGACUUCAGGGGGACUGUGAGAGGGCCAAACAUGGAAGGGCCUGCUGUUCAUAGGGGAGGCCCAAAUAGGAGAGGAUUUGAGAUGGGGCGUCCAGACCCAGGAGGUCCAGAUUUAAGACACCCGGGGCCUGGAAACAGACGUUCAGAAACUGAGGGUCGAGGGACUGAUGGGAGGUUUUCAGAUUGUGGGGGGCAAGGACCUGAAAGGCAAGGUGCAGACAUGGAAAGCUGUGUACCAGGUAGACGAGGAUUUGAGCAUGAUUUUAGAAGGGAAAGGAGAGGUCCAGAGAUGAUGAGCCCAGGUUUAGAAAAAUGGGGAUCUGAGCCUGCCAUGAAGAAUGACAUGCAAGCUAUUAGAUAUUCAGAUAAAUCUGCAUCACCUCAUUUCAAUAGUCCCAAUCAGGCUACCAGAUUCCUAGGCCCUAGUGAUCCACAUUCUGCACAGUUCAAUGAGCCCCCAUGUCCCACUCCAAACAGUGGAGAAAAAUCAUGCCCAGCUUUUGACAGCCCACAAAAUCAACAAUCAUUAAGACCCCAGAGACACAGAGCUGCCUUACUUCCCACUCCAACAGAAGGUCUCAUACGCUUCCCAAAUCGUAUGAUGAACAGUCCUGAUGUCUUCAUCCCGAAACAAAAACAAAUGGGUUACUCUACAGACGGGGAGAGAAGCAGCGGUAGACCAGUGGGUCAAACAAGAGCGUUAGCCCAUGGGCAAAGAGAGGAGCAGGAGAAAAGUCCUGCUGGUAAAAUAAGCACAUCUGUAGAUGCAACCACAGGUGUUGGAAAAGAAAAAAGGAGCAAGGGCAAUGAAACUGAUAAACAGGGGAUUUUUGGUGCGCCCAUAGAAACUAAAACCAAUCAAAGUAUGAAUAGUGAUGGAAAUAAAAGCAAUGUUGAGCCAAGUUAGAGACAGGCAAAAAAUCAUAACACAUGGGCCCCUCAGGACAGUAAGGCUGCUGAAUGAGACCUGCAAAAAUAUUUAGUAUCAUCACAUUGAAUGAACACACUACAGCAUAACACACUGAAUGUAUUUUUCUGAAGAAAAGUGUUUGUCCAUGUCUUAUUUAAAUUUCAACAGUCAAAGCCAUGAACGAUCAGGCAUGAUAGCUUGAUAUGGAAAUGCUCAGAGGUAUCUGAGUUCAUUAUGUUCUAGUUCUGUAUUGUGUUCAAAGUAAAUUUAAGUAAAUUUAUUUUUGUUAUUUGAUCAGGACUAAAUGCCUAUAAAAAUUCAUUGACCAUCUGUAAAUUCAACUUUGUAUUUCUAUUUGGAAAUAGGAGGGUUUUGUACAGAAAAUGUACAGUUUUUGUUUGUUUUUUUUUUUAACAUAGCCAUAGUGUCAGUAUAGUUACCUUGAUCUGACUUUUAUGUUCCUCUGCUGAUAAAACAUAGCUUGAUUCAAGUCAAUAAAAAAACAUAACUUUUUAAAUUUGUAUUAGGUCUGAUUUUGUCUUUGAUAUUUGGAUUGAUUGAUUGAUUGAUUGAUUGCUAUAUGAGCAGUGCCACUAUUAUGUUUGUGGGAAUAAAUAAAGCUCUGGUUUAUUUUUUUUAAAAGUAUAAUUUAAACAUUUCCUUUACAGAGGUUAAUGACAAAUUUUCGUUCUGUAUACCAGAAGCAAUAUCAAUAAAAGGCUUAACA